Molecule: messenger RNA, 468 nt
Organism: Episyrphus balteatus (marmalade hoverfly)
Lineage: Eukaryota; Metazoa; Arthropoda; Insecta; Diptera; Syrphidae
Product: ras-related protein Rab-34
Exons: 2
Coding region: 1-468 (155 amino acids)
Source: RefSeq, a predicted model, not a curated record
AUGAAAAGUUUUUGCAUCGUGUUCGUUCUCUUAUUUGCCAUGGCUAGUGCUUCUCGUCAGAUCAUACAAGUCACCCAGCCUCGCAUUGUACAAACUAUUCAGCCACAGCGUGUUCAACUAGUGCAAGUUAAUCAACCACGCAUAGUACAAGCUGUUCGGCCACAACGCGUGCAACUAGUUGCCGUUGCUCAACCACGCUUAGUACCAGUUGCUCAGCCAAGACGUGUUCAAGUAGUGAGGCAAGUAGCUCAGCCACGUGUAUUGCAAGCUGCUCCGCAACAAAUAAUCGUCGCCCAGCCUCGUCCUCGUGUGCAAGUAGUUCGUCCUAGUCCUCAAGUAGUACAAGUUGUACGUCCUAGUCCACAAGUGGUACAAGUUGUACGUCCUAGUCCUCAAUUAGUACAAGUUGUACGUCCUCAGCCUCAAGUUCAAACAAUUCAACUCGUCCAAAAACCAAGAUAUGGAUAA